AUGGACACCUCUACUAGGGCGGCCAAGAUCCCCUCCCUCCCCCAACAGACGGAGAUCAACUGGGACAACCUCGACAUGACCAAACUCUAUGUGGUGGGGGCCGGCAUGUUCAGCUGCGUGACCGUGGCGCUCUACCCGGUGUCCGUGAUCAAGACCCGGAUGCAGGUGGCCUCCGGGGAGGCCAUGAGGAGGAACGCCCUGGCCACCUUCAAGAACAUCCUCAAGGUGGAUGGGGUGCCUGGGCUCUACCGGGGGUUUGGGACCGUCAUCACCGGGGCUAUCCCGGCUAGGAUCAUCUUUCUCACGGCGCUCGAGAAGACAAAGGCGACUUCGCUCAAGCUUGUCGAGCCACUUCAGCUGUCAGAGUCGAUGGAGGCUGCCCUUGCUAAUGGCCUUGGUGGUUUGACAGCGUCUCUGUGCUCGCAGGCCGUGUUUGUGCCCAUUGAUGUGGUUAGCCAGAAAUUGAUGGUUCAAGGAUAUUCUGGUCAUGUCAGAUAUAAGGGUGGAAUAGAUGUUGUUCAAAAGAUUAUGAAGUCUGAUGGGCCAUGGGGGUUGUACAGAGGAUUUGGCCUGUCUGUUAUGACGUAUGCACCGUCUAGUGCUGUUUGGUGGGCAAGCUAUGGGUUCAGCCAGCGUAUGAUUUGGAGUGCUCUUGGCCAUUUGAAUGAUAAAGAAGAUGCUCCUAGUCAGUUGAAAAUAGUCGGUGUUCAAGCAACAGGGGGAAUGAUUGCUGGGGCAGUGACCUCUUGUGUUUCAACUCCUCUAGAUACAAUCAAAACCAGGCUGCAGGUUAAUCAAAACAAGCCAAAAGCCAGUGAGGUAGUUAGAAGAUUGAUCGCUGAAGAUGGAUGGAAAGGUUUCUACAGAGGGUUAGGUCCAAGGUUUUUCAGCUCAUCUGCUUGGGUUUCCUUCUGGUUUUGUCCCCAGAGCGUGUAUGUGCUAAAGUUGAAGAGUGUGCAGAAUGUUAGGGGCCCGUCCAAGACUUUCCCCAAGCAUGAAACCAGGCACAUCUCCGAUCAUAAGAAUGUUGCCAGAUGUGCAAAAUUUAGUCCUGAUGGGAAAUAUUUUGCAACUGGAAGUGGGGACACAUCCAUUAAGUUCUUUGAGGUAUCGAAAAUUAAGCAGACGAUGCUAGGAGACUCCAAAGAAGGCUCUGGCCGGCCUGUGGUCCGUACAUUUUAUGACCACGUGCAGCCCAUCAAUGAUCUGGAUUUCCAUCCUAUUAGCCCAAUACUGAUAUCUGGAGCAAAAGAUAAUACGAUAAAGUUCUUUGACUUCUCCAAAACUGCUGCAAGAAAAGCAUUCAGAGUUAUUCAGGAUACUCAUAAUGUUAGGUCUGUAUGUUUUCAUCCUUGCGGGGAUUACAUUUUAGCAGGGACUGAUCACCCAGUAGCUCAUCUCUAUGAUGUAAACACUUUCACAUGCUUCUUAUCCGCAAAUCCGCAGGACUCUAGUGCUGCCAUCAACCAGGUGCGUUACUCGGGUACUGGGAGCAUGUAUGUGACUGCUUCUAAGGAUGGUUCUCUGCGCAUCUGGGAUGGAGUAUCUGCUGAAUGUAUCCGUCCCAUAAUUGGAGCACAUGGAUCUGUAGAAGCUACGAGUGCAAUUUUCACCAAAGACGAGAGGUACAUCCUAUCCAGUGGAAAGGAUUCGUGUAUAAAGUUAUGGGAAGUUGGCACCGGAAGACUUGUGAAGCAAUAUCCAGGUGGUGUUAAUACACAAUUCCGGUGUCAGGCUGCCUUCAACGAAACGGAGGAGUUUGUACUAUCAACCGACGAGCAAAACAAUGAGGUUGUCAUCUGGGACGCACUUACUUCCGAGAGGGUGGCAAGAUUGCCCUCUGGCCAUACCGGCGCCCCUAGGUGGCUGGAGCACUCCCCUGUAGAGCCAGUGUUUGUUACAUGCGGAAACGAUCGAUCCGUCAGAUUCUGGAAAUAA
Messenger RNA from Triticum turgidum subsp. durum (durum wheat), 1938 nucleotides. The record is from the annotation of a GenBank genome assembly. NCBI's taxonomy places the organism in Eukaryota, Viridiplantae, Streptophyta, Magnoliopsida, Poales, Poaceae.